AUGACAGAUGACAUAUUUUUGGGAUUGACUUCUGUCCAACAAUUUGAUGCAAAAUUGAAACUAUUUAACCAGAAACGACAUUCCAUGAGUCAAAUUAGUACUGCUCACAAUUCCACAUUAAAAAGUCUCAAAUCGACAAUUGGUGAUGGAAUGCCAAUGGUUUCAUUUCUGGAUACUUUUGUUGAGAGAGUCCAUUAUCUGGUAACUCGUUGUAAUGAGUUGUCCGAUAGAAAUGAAUGUGUUCGCAUAGCUUUGGAAUUAGGCAUAUCCUUCUAUAAGGUUUAAAGUCUUGGUUCUCAAUAGGAGCGAGAGGAUUUCAUAAUAAAACAGCUCUAAAAUUAAGUGGUUGAAUAAUUGAGAUAAUGGAAAAUCAAAAUGGAGUAAAGAGAACUUCAACGCACUAAAACUAAAGUGAUUCAUGAAAAUGAAAAUAAUCUAAACAUAUUCAAUUGGGUUGAAAUACACACUAAAUUUAGAAGUCUCAAGAAGAAACUCAAAUUUGCAUUGAUUGAAAUUCUGAAUUCCAAGGAAAAUACCAAGAAAAUAUAUUCGUCUGAUAAUGUUACCAACAUAGCCUAUAAAAAACCUGAUAUGCAAUCCAUUAUUGAUGAAUUAAACAAUUUAUUACACAAAGUCAAGAAACUAACCAAAGUGACCACAAACAUCUAAUGGUCUAAUGAAAAAGAAACCGAUUUCAAAGUAAAAAGGAACUCAGCAAAGCAUAGAUUGGGUAUGUUGGUUAAUAGCAAUUCAUUUAAUACUAUUGGAAUGGGCGAGUACAUAAUAACUCAUGACAAAGACAAAUAGGAUCAAUAAAGAAGAGAAGAACUCCUGCUUAAGUACGAUACUCAAUAAGCCAUGACGGAAGAAGAGUUGUUGUAUUUGGUCAACACCAGCAAUCUCUUGAAUAAGUGUUCGAAUAAAAAAUUGCUAUAAACAGUAAUCAAUUAAUUGGACUCAGAUGUGAUUAGUGAUAUCGAAUUGACAAUUGCUGAGAACAUCUUAAAUCAAUACUAUAGAAUAUCCAAGGAAAUGAAUUAGAGUAGACAUCUCUACUUAAAAGUUAAUCAAAAGGCAAAGGAGAAGGAGAAAUCAGAAAUUAACAUUCAGCAAACCAAUAAAGCGGAUAUUAAGAAAUUAAAAUUCAAAUUUCUGAAAAUGCUCAGAGAAAUGAAGGAGGACAGAAAAGACACUUUGAAGGAAAACACUGAUAAAUAUAAGAUCUUCUAUUAAGAAUAUAGAAGAGGCAAUCCUAUUGCAAAUCCUCUGGUUUGGAAAUUCAAAGAUAUUAUGAUGUCCAUACUAGAAAGAAAAAAAAGAGAAAAGAGAGAGAAGAAAUUAGCUACUACCAGUGAUACAAAUAAACCCAUCUUCCCAUCUAAAACAGAAAGUCUAACACUCAAAGUAGUCAUGAGAAAAACACAUCCCAGUUCUAAAGUAAUAAUUAAAUCUUAGCCUGAUUUGCACACUAAUCAAUCUAAUCCAACUAAAGUAUAGGAUUACAUACUCAAAUUGAAAAAGAAGGAUUAUGAAAAGAACAAACAGAAUUUCUCUUAAUUUUAUUCAGGAGGACCUGUUCGACAAAGACCCUAUGCACAUCAAUCACUUACUAUUGAAGAAAGUGAUACUACAUUACCUUAUGGUAACAAGUGGAUCACUCCUGAAAUUGAAUUGGCUGCAGCUAAUAAAAUUAAGAAAGCAUUCAAAGCCUAUAUCUCCAAGAAAAGAUUUGAAAGAGCUGUUUCCCAAAAGAAAUUUCUAACUCCUCAGCCAGCUAAGUUCUAUAGACUGGUCUAGAAACUGAAUGAGAAAAGAAAAUAAAUUGAUGUUGAAGAAUGCUAUAAAAGUCUAAAGGUUGCUUUGCAACAUUAGUAAUAUAGAAAGAAAACAAUAAAAAAGCCACAGAUUGAUUAUUCAAAAGUGGUCAUUCCAAAAACUAUGAUAUAAUUGAAAUUGAAAUAAAGGAAAUUGUUUUUGGCUUUGAAAGUCAACAACACAUUAUGGAUGGAUCAUUCAGGAUUCAUAUUUGAAGCAAGUGAUGUGAAUUGCUAUGAUGUUGACAUGUACUGUCCUUUGUAUUAUGCUGCCAAAUAACAAAGUGUUCUAUUCUGCAAUUUUCUACUCAUUAAUGGUGCUGAUGUCAAUAUGCCAUGCAAAGAUGGAGAGACUCCCACUUUUGCUGCUUUUGCAUCAGGCAACAUUGUGAUCAUCAAUCUAUUUGUUUCCAAUGGAGCAGAUAUUGAUAAAUUGAAUAAUGAAGGAAAAACACCUAUAUGUUACUGCUCCAUUGAAUUGCUGAAGGAACUCAAUUUGCAAUAUCGACCUUGUGUGAUUAAAUGA
Messenger RNA from Paramecium tetraurelia, 2340 nucleotides. RefSeq lists its product as uncharacterized. The transcript is spliced from 4 exons. Gene Ontology annotation, molecular function: protein binding. Lineage: Eukaryota; Ciliophora; Oligohymenophorea; Peniculida; Parameciidae. The record is from RefSeq and is a predicted model, not a curated record. Gene Ontology annotation, cellular component: cytoplasm; nucleus.